AUGUCGUGGUCUGCUACACGAGUUUCCGCCCUUCGAUCGCUCAAGGCAUUGGGUAGAAGACAGGUGAUUGGAUCCAAUAAUAGUAAUGUGGCUCUUCGCAGUCUAUCCUCGACGGUUGGAUUGUUUUCUUCCAUGCAUCGACACCAAAAUGCACCCACCAAACAACAAAUAAGCACCAGUGUCACCAAACGCUGCUUUUCCUCUGAAGAAGAUCCUCUUUCCGAACCACGAGAAGCCAUGGCGUUUGAUGUGCUCAUUGUCGGUGGUGGACCUGCUGGACUAGCAGCUGCCAUUCGAAUCAAACAGUUGUGCCAAGAAACAGGAAAGGAAUUAAGUGUCUGUGUCAUUGACAAGGGAAGUGAAAUUGGAGCCCAUAUUCUAUCUGGCAAUGUGUUUGAUCCAAAAGCACUCCAUGAACUAUUUCCCGACAUGGCAGACAAGAAUUCGGACAAUCAUUGGACCAAAGUCUUUGAAAAUGAACAAGGUUCCUCAGCCACUCCCGUCCAACACGAUCAAUUUCUAGUUCUCACAGAAGACAAAUCCAUGGGUAUUCCCCAUUUUCUAUUGCCUUCACAACUCCACAAUGACGGAAACUAUAUUAUUUCACUCAGUCAACUCUGUCGAUGGUUGGGCAAAAAGGCAGAAGAAUUAGAAGUCGAAGUAUAUCCAGGAUUUGCCGCUUCCGAAGUGGUCUUGGACGAAGCUACUGGAGCCGUCAAGGGAAUUGCCACCCGGGAUGUGGGCAUUGGAAAAGAUGGACAGCCCAAGGCUACAUUUGAACGUGGCUCGGAAUUGCAUGCACGACAAACACUCUUUGCCGAAGGAGCCAGAGGAUCCUGUUCGGAAUUUCUCAUUGAACAUUUUGAUUUGAGGGAAGAUGGACAUCCACAAACGUACGGAUUGGGAAUUAAGGAAGUUUGGGAAAUUCCCGAAGAAAACUUUCAACCAGGAUUGGUCCAGCAUACCUUGGGAUAUCCAUUGCAGAGUUCGGUUACCGACAAGGUCUUUGGUGGAACCUUUCUGUACCAUCAAGAACCCAAUCUCGUGUUGGCUGGUUUGGUAGUAGGACUGGACUACCAAAAUCCUUACUUGAAUCCGUACCAAGAAUUUCAACGAUGGAAGACUCAUCCCGAUAUUAAAAAACACUUUGAAGGUGGCACGUGUGUUUCUUAUGGAGCUCGUGUCUUGAAUGAAGGAGGGUACCACUCCAUUCCAAAAUUGACAUUUCCCGGUGGAGCCUUGCUGGGAUGCUCGGCUGGAUUUUUGAAUGCUGUCAAAAUCAAGGGUUCUCACACCGCACUCAAAUCGGGAAUGUUGGCCGCCGAUGCAACCUUCGAAGCAUUGACGGAGGAAGAGGGCGUGGACCCUGUCGCAGAUUCAUUUGAGUACCCGGAGGAUUACAAACCACAAGAGUUGACCGCAUACGAAUCCAAGGUGAAAGACUCCUGGAUCAAUGAUGAGCUAUACGAAGUACGCAACAGUCACGAAUCUUUUGCCCGAUGGGGCGUUGGGGGUGGGUUGGUGUACACUGGAAUUGCCACGCAUGUUACCAAGGGCCGCGAGCCAUGGACAUUGAGCCACACGGAAAGAGAUUCGGAAAAAACCAAGCAGUCCACGGACUUCAAACCAAUUGACUACCCUCCUCCCGAUGGCAAACUGACGUUUGACCUUUUGACAAACCUACAACGCAGUGGAACGUACCACGAAGAUGAUCAACCCAGCCAUCUUCGGAUCAAGCCCGAAUUAGGGGAUGUCCCAAAGAACGUUUCGUUGCAGGUAUACGCAGGACCUGAGCAACGAUUUUGUCCCGCUGGCGUUUAUGAAUAUGUAGACAACGAUGAGGAAAGUGGCCCUGACAAGAAAUUGGUUAUCAAUGCCCAGGUAAGCUUUGCUGUUCACUUCUUUCGACAAAAGUCGCCUCGUUUAUGA
Molecule: messenger RNA, 1929 nt
Organism: Seminavis robusta
Lineage: Eukaryota; Bacillariophyta; Bacillariophyceae; Naviculales; Naviculaceae
Source: the annotation of a GenBank genome assembly